AUGGACUCCUGCGUGCGAGGAGGCGUUCAACCACUUCAAAGAGAUCCUGGCAGCACCCCCGGUACUCAGGAAGCCCAAGUCGGAGAACCACUCUACCUGUACCUGGCCAUAAUGGAGGAAGCACUUACAGCGGUUUUGGUGCGGAAAGAAGGGAAGGCUCAGCAGCUAAUUUACUUUAUAGUCGUGAGAACGGACCAGGAAAUCCGUCAAGUACUCCAAAAACCCGAUUUAGCGGGAAGAAUGAUUACUUGGGCCAUUGAGCUUUCCCAGUACGACUUGCGGUAUGAGCCCUGGCAUACGAUUAAGACACAAGCAAUGGCCGACUUCUUGGUAGAAGUCAUGGGGGACCCAACCGAGGAAACAGGCACACGGUGGAGGCUCCACAUAGACGGGGCCUCCAACCAAACGUCUGGAGGAGCCGGGAUCAUCUUAGAAAGCCCUGCCGGGGUCAUAUACGAACAAUCGAUCAAGUUUGAGUUUUUGGUAUCAAACAACCAAGCAGAGUACGAGGCCCUCUUGGGAGGCCUAACCUUAGCUCGGGAAGUCGGGGCGACGAGGCUAGAGGUGUGUAGCGACUCACAGGUCGUUACCUCGCAAGUAAAUGGAAGCUACCAAGCCAGAGACUCGCUGUUACAAAAGUACUUGGAGAAGGUUAGAGAGUUGAGCAAGCAGUUCGAGGAGGUCACGAUCCAACACGUUCCAAGGGAAAGGAACACACGGGCAGACCUCCUAUCUAAGCUAGCAAGCACGAAACUGGGAGUCGGCAACCGAUCUCUCAUCCAAGGCAUGGUAAAGAAACCAGCAGUUGCUCUCCACUUGACAAAGUUAGGCCCCUAUUGGUUGGACCCCAUCAUUGAUUUCCUGGAAAACGGCAAACUCCCUGACGACGAGAAGGCAGCUAAAGCAUUGAGAAGGGAGGCAGCCAAAUAUACGACCAUACAGGGACAACUGUUUAAAAAGGGACUCAGCCAGCCCCUAUUGAAGUGCCUACACCCCGACCAGACGGAUUACGUACUCAGAGAAGUCCACAAAGGGUGCUGCAGCCACCAUAUCGGGGGCAAAACCCUAGCGAGAAAGCUCAUCCGAGCUGGAUACUACUGGCCAUCAAUGAUGGAAGAUUCCAAAGAAUUUGUGAGGAAAUGCGUCAAGUGUCAGGAGAAUGCUAACUUCCACAGAGCACCUGCUUCCGAACUAAGUCUUCUGACGUCCUCCCGACCUUUCGCACAAUGGGAAGUCGACCUUUUGGGACCUUUCUCGGUUGGUUCGGGGCAAGUCAAAUAUCUCAUAGUUGUCAUCGACUACUACACCAAAUGGAUAGAGGCCAAACCACUGGCCAGCGUGUCAUCCUCCAAUUGUAGAAAGAUCAUGUGGAGGUAG
Molecule: messenger RNA, 1377 nt
Organism: Arachis stenosperma
Lineage: Eukaryota; Viridiplantae; Streptophyta; Magnoliopsida; Fabales; Fabaceae
Exons: 2
Coding region: 1-1377 (458 amino acids)
Biological process (GO): DNA integration
Molecular function (GO): RNA-DNA hybrid ribonuclease activity; nucleic acid binding
Source: RefSeq, a predicted model, not a curated record